Prionailurus viverrinus (fishing cat) is the source of this 5819-nucleotide messenger RNA. It is a transcript of the gene DEF8, whose product is annotated as differentially expressed in FDCP 8 homolog. The transcript is spliced from 12 exons. The record is from RefSeq and is a predicted model, not a curated record. Lineage: Eukaryota; Metazoa; Chordata; Mammalia; Carnivora; Felidae. The coding region runs from base 2463 to 3836 and encodes 457 amino acids.
AGUCUCCUCCCUCCUGCCUGUUCCGUGGGAGGCCAAGCCUGAAUGUGGGGGCAGGGCUCUCUGAGGGGUGAACCCCACGGGCUGCGGUGUGUGGGUCCGAGUCAGCUGCUGUGUGGCUGCGGUGGCCCAGUAUGUUGGGACAUCACCUGUCUGUGCUCGGCAGCCCUGAGUGAGGCAUGAUUCUCCAACCUGGCAGGAGAGAGACUGAGGCUGAGGGGUCAGGGGACCCUCCAUCCAUCCAUCCAUCCAUCCAUCCAUCCAUCCAUCCAUCCAUCCGUGGCCUCUGUGCCAAGCCUGGAGCCGGCACUACCCCUAAGCAGGCAAAUGAAAGAUGCUUUUCCAAGGGAGCUUCCAGCCCAGAGGUGUUCCCGCCUUUGAGCUGCUCUGGCCAUAUUUUAAAAUGCUGGGAGAUUUCCUGCGGGUUGGGCUGGGCAUCGUGUGAUGACAGUGACAGUUCGGUUAGGAGCACCUCUGGGCUGUGGGCUCUCCUGCCUUAUUUAACUACACACUUGGUCCUUCUACCCACCCCAGUAGGUAGGUAUUCUCCCUUAUUUGUGGCAAGAAAAUGAGAUGUAUACCUCAUCACUGGGAGGCCCAGAAUGUAAAUCAGGGCUGUAUGAUUCUUAACAUUAGGAACAAUGAUGAUGCUAAGUUGUAGCUGAUAUUUAUUGGAUGCAUGCUGCGUGCUGGCCAGGAUGCUCAGACCUCUGUAUUUAAUCUUUGUGAUAAUCGUAUACAGCGGGUACUAUUAUUAUCCCCAUUUGAAACAUGAGAAAUCAAAAGCAAAGAAAGGUUGAGGCAUUUGCCGGAGACCAUGCACGUCAGCUGGGAGCUGGCAGAGCUGGGAUUCGAAUAGCACCAAUUCGUUUUAUUACCACAAGGUGCUCAGGGCGGCCAGACAGGGUCUGUUUUGGAUGUAAGAGACAGCAAUCCCUCUCCCAAACAGAAGUUUAUGUCUGUCUUAUUUGAAUGAAGCCUGGGGGUGAAGCAGCUCAGGGUUUCUACAUCACAACCCAAGGUGGCUACUCUAGCUCCACCCAUUACCUCUGCAUCCCAGGUGACCAGAGUUAGAGCUGAAGAGGGGCAGUGCCUCCUUUUAAGAACAAUUCUCAUGAGAUCUUCCUGUUUAAAUUCUAUCGGUCUUAACAUAGUCACAUGAGCACAUCUAGCUGUAGGGAUGCUAAGCCAAAAAUCUAGCUCCCCCACAGUCAAAGAAAACACAGACCUGGAUAGUUGUUAAAAAUAGUAAACACAGAUUUUAUUGAGGGCUCUUGCAGUAGGGGAAAAGAGCCGUUGGUCUUGAACCCAGUUCGACGCCGAAUACGGCAUGGGCAAGUGGGAGUUUAUAGCCAAGGAGCAGCUUAAAAUCAUUGCGUGGAAACUUAAUGCGGGGGAGACGUCAGGGGCGAGGGGAGGAUUCUGGCUAAACCCACCCGACAGGAUCUUUGCUGAGGGCAAGCCGGGUGAUCAGAUGUCACCUGGGGGUGAUACCAGAUGUGAGGCUGACCAGGCAUCAGAGUGGGGGACUCUUGCUAAACUCAAACAGCAGGGUUUUGUUAAAAUUGGAUUUUACAGGAAGGGCACAGGUGGGCCUGUGAUAGAUUUUGGGAGCCUGACUCAAGUCUGGUCAAGUAAAGAACCUUUGUCUCCGCUUGGGGAGGAGAGGUGAAGGAGUAUGGCCCUUCCUGCACCCCAGAGUCCUGCUUCAUAGGACACUGUGGCCCCUGCCAUUUGGAGAGGCACCAGGCAUGGGGGCCCAACCACCCUGUGUGAGCCACCCAAAGCUGUCAGGUAACAAGAGAGAGGAGGCUUAAGCCCAUGGCACCUGUAAUUUCCCGUGUUUUGACCCAGGGGCAGCCAGUCAGUGGGUGCCGGUUUCUGCCGGACAAGAACUCCUGACCCACAUCCUCCCUCCAGAGGCCAAACAGGCAGGACAGGUCUCACAGUGUGGGCGUUUCUGACCCAGAUGCAGGACAGCGGCCAGCACUGGGCAGGGGUGGGGGGUGACUUACCAAGGCCAUCCGUCUGGGCUCAGUUCUGUUUCUCUUGCAGGGGGUGCAGAUAGGGGUCACAGGAUUAUCCUUGAUGAUCGCAAGUUAUUUCAGACUAAAUGACACGAAGAAAGCAACUAAUACCUGUCACUUUCUACAAAGCUGUUUUACAAAACAUCUGACUUGCUGCCACCCUGGAGGCAGGGAGAGGCUAAGGAAUGUGGCCCCACCUAGGAAGGAAACCCCUGACCUCACCAAAGCCCCUUUCUCCCUGUCGGAGGCCAUCAGCCCUGUGUGUUGUGGACCGAGCCCUCGGGAGGGGAAGCAGCACCAGGUGGUGAACUAAGAACUUCCUCCCCCUUCCUGGGAGCCCAGGGUGUGGGGCCAUGUCCUGACUCAGGCCACAUGGAGCCUCGGUGGGAAUCCAGGCCAGUGAGGUGCCACCCUUGCUGACAUGAUGAUUAACGAGCGAUGCCGGGGUCUCCUCUACGUGGCCAGCAGAGAGCUGGAGCUCCGAGGGCCCUGGGAAGGUGGGAUGCUAUGGAAUAUGAUGAGAAGCUGGCCCGGUUCCGGCAGGCCCAUCUCAACCCCUUCAACAAGCAGCUGGGGCCAAGGCAGCAUGAGCAGAGGGCCAGCGAGGAGGCCCCAGACUUCGCUUCUGAAGAGGCCCUGCCUGAGUUGCCCCCUGGAGAGCCAGAAUUCCACUGCACUGAGCGAGUGAUGGAUCUCGGCCUUUCGGAGGACCACUUCUCCCGCCCUGUGGGUCUCUUCCUGGCCUCUGACAUUCAGCAGCUGCGGCAGGCCAUCGAGGAGUGCAAGCAGGUGAUUCUGGAGCUGCCCGAGCACUCGGAGAAGCAGAAGGAUGCCGUAGUUCGGCUCAUCCACCUCCGGCUAAAACUCCAGGAGCUGAAGGACCCCAACGAGGACGAGCCCAACAUCCGAGUCCUCCUCGAGCACCGUUUCUACAAGGAGAAGAGCAAGAGUGUCAAGCAAACCUGUGACAAGUGCAACACCAUUAUCUGGGGGCUCAUUCAGACCUGGUACACCUGUACAGGCUGUUAUUACCGCUGUCAUAGCAAGUGCUUGAACCUCAUCUCCAAGCCCUGCGUGCGCUCCAAAGUCAGCCACCAAGCGGAAUACGAGCUGAACAUCUGCCCCGAGACAGGGCUGGACAGCCAGGAUUACCGCUGCGCGGAGUGCCGGGCGCCCAUCUCUCUGCGGGGCGUGCCCAGCGAGGCCCGGCAGUGUGACUAUACCGGCCAGUACUACUGCAGCCAUUGCCACUGGAAUGACCUGGCUAUCAUCCCUGCACGAGUUGUGCACAACUGGGACUUUGAGCCGCGCAAGGUGUCCCGCUGCAGCAUGCGCUACCUGGCACUGAUGGUGUCUCGUCCGGUCCUCAGGCUCCGCGAGAUCAACCCUCUGCUCUUCAACUACGUGGAGGAGCUGGUGGAGAUCAGGAAGCUGCGCCAGGACAUCCUCCUCAUGAAGCCAUACUUCAUCACUUGCAAGGAGGCCAUGGAGGCACGUCUGCUCCUGCAGGACCUGCUGGAUGCGCACACGGGCCGCCUCAGCUGCUCGCUCACGGAGACCCACACACUCUUUGCCAAGCACAUCAAGCUGGACUGUGAGCGGUGUCAGGCCAAGGGCUUCGUAUGCGAGCUCUGCAGAGAGGGUGAUGUGCUGUUCCCCUUCGACAGCCACACGUCCGUGUGCACCGAGUGCUCUGCUGUCUUCCACAGGGACUGCUACUAUGACAACUCUACCACGUGCCCCAAGUGUGCCCGGCUCACCUUGCGGAAGCAGUCACUCUUCCAGGAGCCUGGUCCAGAUGUGGAUGCCUAGAGCAGCAGGCAACCCCCCCCCACCCCCACCCAAGCCUUUCUGGCAUCCAACCUGCUGGUCAUUGCCAAAGUCAAGGUGUUUUUUGUGUUCUGGAGACCCCAAGGGUGCAGCCCCUGGACGUCUCCCUUGUGCUGGGCCGGAGGGGUGUAAGCAGCACCAUGAGGCCCGUCAUCUGUCUCCCAGGCAUCUGCUGGGAUGUGGUGCAGCCUGGCUCUUUGCUGGGUGUGCUGCUGUGAAGGCUUCAGGGCUCCGUAAGCAGGGGAGUGGGCAAAGGGCGUCUCACCUCCCCGGUGGCAAAGAGCCUUGGGGCCGAGGCUGCUGGGCUUUGGCCACCCUGAAAACCCAGAGAGGACUUUGUGGGAGUAGCCAACAAACCCUGGGGAUGCUGGCUACAUACACCCAGACUUGGCCUGAGGAAAAUCUGCAGUGGAUGAUUUGGAUCUACCUGGAGGCUCCCAUCCCCCAGCCCCUUGUCUGUUUGGAGGCUUCUAGUUGUCUCUGGCUGGGGUCGUCCACGACUGUCUCCUGAGGGCUCUGCCCCUGCCUCUUGAGGUUCUGUCUCUAGGUUCUCCUCUGACAGGACCAGCCCAGGGGUUACCUGUUCUGCACAAUGUGGAGGGAAGGGGGCCGUGGUGUCUUCCUCCUACUCCCCCUGCCGCUGCUCAGCCCAGCCUACCCUGGUGCUCCAGGCUAGGUGGCUGGGGGUCCAGUUGGGAGAGGCUGUCCUGCUUCCCAGUUUGGAGCAGGGACUAUGCCCCUGGGGGAAUUCUAGGUUAGGCAACGGGGUUGGCAGCAGCAGGCCUGUGUGGCUCUUCUGGGAACUCUCUGUCUGAGGAGCUCCAUGCUGCUGCCACAGUGCCUGCGGAGGGCUCUGGACGGCCCAGAGACCACCAGCCAGUGGUCUUUGGCUUGGGGCCUGGAGGUGCUGGGAGUAUUUGCUCAAGGGAGCUUUGGGCAGGAAUCUUAGAGCCCAUGCGGGAAGCCUGGAGCACAGGAUGUGGAAGGUCCGGUACACCAGCUGACAAAUGGGACCCUCAGGCAGAGGGUGAGAACCCACAGGUUCUUCACUGGUGGAGCCACAGUCAACCUCAGUGUUUGCAGGGACGUUUUGUGCUUUAGAGACCUUGCCAUUGAGGGGGGAGUCCUGUGGGAAGGGGACAUUUCAGGAUGUGGCUCUCCAGCCUUUUGUGCCCUCUUGCCCAGACUGUGGUCAGCUGUUGAUGCACAUGGUUGACAUACAUAUGUGGUGGGGGUGGGGUGGGCAGGGAACAUAGCCACUUGGGUAUCCAUCACCUUUGGCUAGGAAACCCAAGAGGAGAUGCUUCAGCCAGCAGAAAAGUCGGCUUAGCCUGGUGGAGGAUCAGAGGGGUGGCUAAAGACCGUGUCCCCUCCUCCUGGCUCUUCUGCGCCAUCAGAAAAGCCUCCGUUGGUGGCUUUAGGCAAUCCUCUCGCUGAGUGUUCUGAUCCGCCUUGGGGUAACAGUGAGAAGCAAACAUUGGUGAGGUUGGGUCAACAGGUCCCUGCCCUGCUUCCCCUUCCUCUCGAGGGCUGAAGAGGGGCUUAAGGUCCAGAUGCCCUUUUCCUGCACCCCCAGAUCCACACAUUUUCCACCACUGCUUUCCAUUUCUGUCAGAAGGAUACUGGCCAUUCCCGGCUUUACCGCGUAAUGGACGUCACAUCAUUGUAGUUACAAUCGCCACGUCCAUAGAAAGCGUUAAUAAGUUGCCAUCUGCUGGACGAGGAGUUGGCCCCCUUUUCUUUUUAACAACCCCCAUUCCCUCCUCCCCCCAUAUCGCCAUCGUCCCCUUCUGGAUGACCGAGUCUUUAAACAAGAUCACGUGUGGGUCUUGGAAUCCGAGCACUGUAGCCAGAACCCACCAAAGAGCCAGUUUGCACGGCCAGCGCUUCACAGAAAAGCAGCAAGGGACACCUGGUUGUACUGACACCAUAGCCGCUGUCUCAUUAAAUCUGUGUUCUCUAGAC